Molecule: messenger RNA, 489 nt
Organism: Symbiodinium sp. CCMP2592
Lineage: Eukaryota; Dinophyceae; Suessiales; Symbiodiniaceae
Source: the annotation of a GenBank genome assembly
AUGCGAGUGGCCCGCGCGAGCAAAGCGGAUGCAGGGCAGGGCAAAAAACAACAGGAAAGUGGCAGGCCUGGCGCAGUGGCCACGAAAAGACGGGCAGGGAACUCGACAUGGUCGGCCGGGAGCAAGAGCAAGUCCGAGGGCACUGCCAACCGGGCCUGGGGCACCAGAAGUCCAGAGGCCAAGCGCCAGAUCAUUCGCAAAGUGAUUGUCGUCCCACUCGACCCUACACCCUUGAGCCUCAUGAGAGCCAUUAGCUAUCAGAGUGUGAACAGCGUGUCCAACGAUCCCCAGAAGAUGCUCGAAGAGAGCAAAAGCAAGCAGCAUGGAAGUUCCUUCUUGCCUGAGGUCCAAGCCAAGACGUCCGGCCUUCCUGUGGCGGCCACGGAGUUCGUGCCGAAGACCUCGAGCCAGGCCAAGCAACGGAGGAAGGAGGCCUUGAUGGCCUUCCUCUUCUGCGAGGAGAUGCCAUCAAGCUCGGAAGCGUUCUGA